Messenger RNA from Parasteatoda tepidariorum (common house spider), 1167 nucleotides. RefSeq lists its product as uncharacterized. The record is from RefSeq and is a predicted model, not a curated record. Gene Ontology annotation, biological process: regulation of transcription by RNA polymerase II. Gene Ontology annotation, molecular function: DNA-binding transcription factor activity, RNA polymerase II-specific. Gene Ontology annotation, cellular component: nucleus. Lineage: Eukaryota; Metazoa; Arthropoda; Arachnida; Araneae; Theridiidae.
GCAACCGAUGUCCGCGGUUUGCGCUGCUGCUGUUGUCUGCCUGUGUUAUGCUCUGCAUUAUUUCUUGUUUACAAAAGAAAUGUUUUGAAUUUGUUGUAGCUAAUUGAAAGCUUAUUUUUAAAAAUAAUUAUUUUACAUUCAAGGAACAUUUAACGACAAGUAUUUCCAGCCAUCUAAGAAAACAAGCGCUUGUGAUUUCUGUCAUGCAUUAUUUAAAAGCAUUCGAUUUGGUGAUCGAAUAAAUAUUUGGUGAGCUUUGUCGUUUUAAAGCAUUAAAAGGUUGUUAUUGUUAAAUGUAGUGCAAAAUAUUACCAUCUGGAUUUCGAUUAGUUGACGUUUUUAUAUACUUCUAAAUUACUUGUUCUAUGCAUUAAAAUAUUUCGCGCAAUGCAUUCUCUCACUCAUUCACAAGAAAUGCCCCUUGUUACCAACUUUUGCAAUGUCAGUUUCGCUCGUAACAAUGGCCUUCAUUGUCAGUAUAUUCCACAUAAUCAAGAAGAAACUCAUACCUGUAAUAUAUGCAAUAAAAGUUUUUCAGAAAAAAGCAAUCUGAAAAUUCACUACAUGAGUCACGCCUCUGCAAGUCCGUCUAUGACUGAUAUAUGCUGUAAAACUUACAAUCAAAAGCCACAACCUACUCAAAACAAUCACACAAACUCUGAAGAAAAGCCUCACAUGUGUGAAAUUUGUCACAAAGGUUUCGUUUCUAAGAGUGAAUUAGUAUCCCAUAGUAUAACCCACACCAAGGAAAAGCCAUAUAUGUGCGACAUGUGUAAUAAAGGUUUUGCUGAUAAGUGGCAUUUGAAAAGACACUAUUAUAUCCACACUAAGGAAAAGCCACAUGUGUGUGACAUAUGCAGCAAAGACUUUGCUCGAAAGGACCAUCUUCAGAAACAUUAUCGUACUCAUUCUAAAGCUAAAUCUCCCAUGUAAAAGAGUUAUCCCCCAUGGUAUGAUGCAUUAAAAAUGAAUGAUCUCGUAUAAAAAUUUUAUGUGUAGUUUACAAAGUUUUGUACCCCCGACUUAUUUUAGUAGUUCUUUAAAUGUGUGUGGUAUGUAGAUGUAUGUAUCUUAUCUUUGACAUAGAACUUUGAAAAAUAUUGUGAUAGCUUAAAAUAGAUGUCUGAUCCUUUUUAAAACUUUCUUCUGAACCAGGGGUCUCCAAAU